Messenger RNA from Penicillium argentinense, 2508 nucleotides. It is a transcript of the gene kexB, whose product is annotated as kexin kexB. NCBI's taxonomy places the organism in Eukaryota, Fungi, Ascomycota, Eurotiomycetes, Eurotiales, Aspergillaceae. The transcript has 2 exons. The coding region runs from base 1 to 2508 and encodes 835 amino acids. Gene Ontology annotation, molecular function: serine-type endopeptidase activity. Gene Ontology annotation, cellular component: Golgi membrane; trans-Golgi network. Gene Ontology annotation, biological process: protein processing. The record is from RefSeq and is a predicted model, not a curated record.
AUGCGUGUCGCUGGCGGCAUCGCCGUGGCGCUGAGCCUAGUCGGCGCGGCUUCCGCAAAUGCCCACCCGCGCGCCAUCGAAUCCCGUGAAUUCUUCGCCCUCCAUAUCGACGAUUCUACCUCCCCGUCCUAUAUUGAACGUGCCCUCGGUGCCCGACAUGAAGGCCAGAUCGGAGAACUGGAGGGCCACCACACCUUCUCACUGCCCCGGGAGCAGAGUGACGACUUCAAUGCCUUAUUGGAUGACCUCCGAGCUAAGCGCAAGCUGCGGCGACGGUCAGGCAACCCUAUUGAAGCUCGAAGUGCAGACCCCCUCGAUGGGAUUCUGUGGUCAGAGAAGCUCGCGCGUCCCAGACAACGGUUACACAAGCGCAUUCCGCCCCCAAUCCCUGACGUCGCAUCCCGAUUCAUAACCGAGAAUGAAAUGAAGACUCUCGAAACCCAGAGCCACAUUAUGUCGACCCUGGGCAUCACCGACCCGAUCUUCAAAGACCAGUGGCACCUUUUCAAUGCCCUCCAGCCAGGUCAUGAUCUCAAUGUCACGGGCGUCUGGCUGGACGGUGUCACGGGCAAAGGCGUCAUUACAGCGGUGGUUGACGAUGGUUUGGACAUGUACAGCGAAGAUUUGAAACCCAACUACUUUGCCGAGGGCUCGUGGGACUACAAUAACAAUUCCCCCGAACCCAAGCCCGUACUCGACGACGAUAGACACGGUACUCGCUGCUCGGGAGAAAUCGCCGCCUCCAAGAACGAUGUGUGCGGCGUGGGCGUUGCGUAUGACAGCAAGAUCUCCGGCAUUCGAAUUCUGUCUGCGGCUAUCUCUGAUGAGGAUGAAGCCGCCUCUAUCAACUAUAAAUUUCAAGAGAACGACAUCUACUCUUGCUCAUGGGGACCUAUGGAUGAUGGCCAGACCAUGGAUGCACCUGGCAUGCUGAUUAAGCGUGCAAUGGUGAACGGCGUGCAGAAGGGUCGUGGUGGAAAGGGCUCGGUCUUUGUGUUUGCAGCCGGUAACGGUGCGACAUACGAUGAUAACUGCAAUUUCGACGGCUACACAAACAGCAUCUACAGCGUGACAGUCGGCGCGAUUGAUCGAUACGGAGAUCACCCACCAUACUCAGAGUCAUGUUCUGCUCAGCUGGUGGUCGCAUAUAGUAGUGGAGGCCGCAGCGCAAUCCACACCACAGAUGUCGGUACAAACGAAUGCUUCGCAGGACACGGUGGUACCUCUGCGGCCGGACCCCUUGCUGCCGGUUCAAUCGCUCUGGCUCUCAGUGUGCGGCCCGAUCUCACAUGGCGCGAUGUGCAAUACCUGAUGGUGGAGACCGCUGUUACCGUUCAUGAGGAUGACGGAAGCUGGCAGACACUUCCAUCGGGCCGCAAAUUCAGCCAUGAUUGGGGCUUUGGAAAGGUCGAUACCUAUGCGUUGGUCCAAAAGGCUCGAGACUGGGAGCUCGUGAAGCCGCAAGCAUGGUACCACUCGCCUUGGCUGCGCGUUCACAAUAACAUUCCCCAAGGAUCCCAGGGUCUGCUCAGUCGCUACAUUGUUACUGGGGAUCAGAUGAAGGGUGCCAAUUUUGCGCGCCUGGAGCAUGUUACGGUGACGAUGAAUGUCAACCAUACUCGUCGCGGUGACCUCAGCGUAGAAUUGCGCAGUCCUGGCGGAGUGAUCAGUCAUUUGAGUGUUCCUCGCCGAAAUGACGAAGAAAAUGUUGGCUACGAAGACUGGACAUUCAUGACUGUUGCACACUGGGGCGAGUCGCCUGUGGGUGAAUGGUCAGUCAUUGUCAAAGACACCGUUGUCAAUGAGCAUUCUGGCCAGUUUGUGGAUUGGAGACUCAACCUUUGGGGCGAGGCCAUUGAUGGGACCGAUCAGCCGCUCCACCCAUUGCCUAACGAUCACGACGAUGACCAUCCUUACGAGGAAGCUCAUGUGGCAACAACCACAGUGCAGCCCGUACCGACCAAGACCAGCACUCCCACUCAUCCAGACGAUCAACACGACCGACCUGUCAACCAAAAGCCUCCCCAAGCGAGCGAGACGUUCCCAGCGGAGGAGUUGGACACGAGCAAACCUGCAGAUGCCACCUCUCCCACUGCCUCUCCCACCUCUACGUCUUCCGCUAUCUCCAACUAUCUACCCUCAUUUGGUGCCUCGAAGCGAACCCAAAUUUGGAUCUACGCAUCUUUGGCGAUGAUCAUUGUAUUCUUCAUCGGUCUCGGCGUCUACUUCCAGCUUCAGCGACAGAAACGUCGCCGCACCAACGCCCAGGAUGACUAUGAGUUCGAGAUGAUUGAAGACGAGGAUGAAACGCAUCCCAUGACUGGAGGGGCCGGUCGGACUCAGCGCCGUGGCGGUGAGCUAUAUAACGCAUUCGCAGGAGAGAGCGAUGAAGAAGUCUUUAGUGAAGACGAUGAUGAGCCUUACCGGGAUCGGUUAGCCAACAUCUCCGAAAAGGAUGACGAAGGCGAGGACGACUCCCCCGGCAGCCAUCUCUUGUCCGAAAAGUGA